Messenger RNA from Cynara cardunculus var. scolymus (artichoke), 1057 nucleotides. RefSeq names its product zinc-finger homeodomain protein 10-like. The record is from RefSeq and is a predicted model, not a curated record. Gene Ontology annotation, biological process: regulation of DNA-templated transcription; regulation of developmental process. Gene Ontology annotation, molecular function: DNA-binding transcription factor activity; transcription cis-regulatory region binding. Gene Ontology annotation, cellular component: nucleus. The transcript has a single exon. Bases 102 to 986 code for a protein of 294 amino acids. NCBI's taxonomy places the organism in Eukaryota, Viridiplantae, Streptophyta, Magnoliopsida, Asterales, Asteraceae.
CUCUCGUCUCACCUCCAUUUCUCACAAAUCAUCAAAAUCCCAUUUUUUAUACCAAAAAUUCAUCAAAAUCUCAAGUUUUGUGUGUUUUUGAGCAUCCAAUUAUGGACCUAAAACACCCCACCACUGAAAUCCCAGACCCUGAAAGUGAAACCCCACUUCAUCCCCAAUCAAUCAAGCUAUUAUCCUUCUCAAAUGGGAAAACCAACCACCACCCGCCGCCGCCUACGGUGGUGGCAUAUAGAGAAUGUCUCAAGAACCAUGCCGCCAGCAUAGGCGGCCAUGCCUUAGAUGGCUGUGGUGAGUUCAUGCCUUCUCCGACUUGCAGCCCAACCGAACCCACCUCCCUAAAAUGUGCAGCCUGUGGCUGCCACCGCAACUUCCACCGCCGGGGAUCCACCAAUGACUUCGCUGCCACCGCCACCAGAAGCACCCACUUCAUCGAGUUCAACCGUCAUCCCCACCAAACCUCAACCUCCACCUCCCCGUCUCCGCCUUCGCCGUCGCCUCAACCAACUAACUACGCCUACGGACCCCACCUGCUUCUGUCACUCAGCACGGCGGCGGACCAAAACCACACGGUGGCGACACCAGGAACGCCGAUUCCGAUCAAGAUUGAUAACGCGGGCGGCAGGAAGCGGUUCCGGACGAAAUUCAGUCAAGAUCAGAAAGAAAAGAUGUUACUUUUUGCCGAGAAAGUGGGGUGGAAGAUGCAGAGAUGUGGCGAUAAGAUGGUUACGGAUUUUUGCAAUGAGAUCGGAAUCAGAAGAGGGAUUUUUAAAGUUUGGAUGCAUAAUAACAAAAACACUUUUAGGAAAAGAGAUAAAGACAUAAACUCUCCCACCACCGCCACAGCCACCGCAACCACCACCACCACCAACGUUGCCGCCGGCGUUGUAAGGAGUAAUGACAGUACUCAUCAAGAAAAUGGAAGCGGUGAUCUUCAUCUUCAUCAAGCUUCUACUAAUGGGUCGUGUUCUUCAUCUUGAUUCUGUAACAACAACAACAACAAUUAACCCAUUUUAGGGCAAAUUGAAUAAAACCCAGUAUUUAAAGAUUC